Messenger RNA from Wyeomyia smithii (pitcher-plant mosquito), 1098 nucleotides. RefSeq lists its product as uncharacterized. Bases 60 to 992 code for a protein of 310 amino acids. The transcript is spliced from 2 exons. The record is from RefSeq and is a predicted model, not a curated record. NCBI's taxonomy places the organism in Eukaryota, Metazoa, Arthropoda, Insecta, Diptera, Culicidae.
UGAGGCAUUCCUCUACCAUCAGUUGGUUCUCAUCGGUUAAUGUGCUGAAUUGCUGUAAGAUGAAAUUGUUUCUAACUGUUGUUGGAACUCUAUGCCUCGUUGGCAUCAUCCAGGCACAAAGUACUCCUACUAUUGCGCAGUCACAAAGUACUGUUUCGCUCAAUGUAGCCGGAAAUCUUUCCCUUGCCUUGACGGCCAUUAAUCAAACGAUUAACUUAAUCAAUACUACAAUAAAUACCACUGAUACAGUAACUCUAGCUGCAGUAACUAGAUGGAGGAAUUAUACGAUAGGAAAUCUUACUGCUCUGGUUAACCGAUUCCAAAACUAUACAGGUAACCUCGGUAAUGCAGCAACUUCGCUAAACAAUUCGAUUUCUAGCCUUACUAGUGCUUCGAACGCUGCGCAGGCGCUAUUGUUGGGUACAGACACUUACACUUUGCCGAACCUGUUCAAUACCGUAUGGCAACUAGCAAACACUACAGGAAAUACAGUACUCCAGGCAGCUUAUAAUUUAAGCAGUUAUGCUACCUGUGCCAACAACGUGUCGCUGGUUUGCCUUCGCAAAUACGGCGCCAACCUAACUGCUGCCCCAAUUCUACUCACUCGAUUUAAUGACUGUCUUACGCCGGAGAUAACCAAAAUCGCGAACGUGGGAGCGAACAUCACGGUUCAAGUCAACAAUGACAUGAUUGUAUCUCAGAGUUUCUACAGCCUGAUGCAACUCUGCAACAUACCCACGGCUGCCGCGAUGAAUUCCACCAAUCCCCAAACGACGCCAUCGGUGAACUGUAUCAAUACGUUUUUGUCUCAAAUUUCCAAUCAACAAUCAAUAGGCUCGUUGAACUAUGGACUCUCCAGUCUUAUGUGGUCCCCCAUACAGUCGAUAUCUUUCCGAGUCAACCGAUGCAUACAGAUGGUACAGGGCGACAUCCAGGAUACGGUGACCCGCGUGAAUGCCGCCUUCAGUAGCUGCCUCGUGACGGGCAAAUAGACACCCGAAAACAGUAGCAACAACGUUAAUUUAUCAUAUCAGAGCACAUUACCAACAUCACUUAGACUAAAUAAAGCAGACAAUAGUUAGUAGAUAUGCAUCCAAA